CUUUUGAAUGUGCUUGAAGCUUCGCCGCGGCAAGAUCAGGGCCAGAGUCGGGGCCAGUGGUUCUCUUGUUCCUAGAUUUCCAUAGAUUUCCCAUAUCAAACGCUUUGGUGCAACGCCUGCCGCAGACCCCCGCGGCUCGAGUUUGUCCUGAACCAGAACAGGACGACUGUGAGACUCGCGAUGAAACCAGCUUUGGUGGAGGAGGAGGAGGAAGAUGUGCCCGAUGCGGGCAGCAUGAAAUCAUUCAGUGCAGGGAGCAAGAGCUUGCGCAAUCACACCCAGCAGAGUCAAGCCAGCCAUGCUACCAUAGGUAGCCGAAAGGCCUGUGAUGCAAUCCAGGGUGUGGCUCCUGGUGUUGAAGAAGAAAUGGUCGAAGUUGUUCUUCAAUUUGGCUCGGAGGGAGAGAAUGGCGAGGUGGCGAGGGAGAAAUCCAUGCACCUCCCCAUGAGAUGUAAUUAUUUUGAAGCUGCUGAAAGACUUCCGACCAUGGCAGCUCGCCAGACUCAUGCCACCCAAUCAAGUUGGGGUGGUGAUGAUGAUGAUGAUGGAGAGAAACGCCUAGAAAACCCUAAGUGUCUGACAGAUGAAGGACAGAUUCGGAGCAACAACAAGAACCCAACUCAUUCCAGCUAUGCCAGCAUCCCCAUUGGGCAAUCCAUGGAACAAGAUGACCUGGAAGCAUGGGACGACAAUUGGGGGGGUGCCUUCGAAACCGCCCACUGAGCGGAAGCAUCCCAUUGAAGCCGCCCUGUCCAGGGAAGCCACCAAGUCAGAGAAGACUCCUUUGGCCGUUUCCCGUGGGAUUUGGUCGCGGAAUCGGCGGAAGUGCUGCUGCUGCUUCAGUCUGUCCUUCGGAGUUUUGGCCGUGGCCACCGGCAUCUUCUUGGGCCUUUUUUGGCCAAGAGAUCCGACAUGGAAGGUCACGAAGCUUCAAGUCGAUGCAGGGGAGCUGGGCACACUGGUCACCGCCGUCUCGGGUGGCUCCGCAGAGCUGGCACCCAAGAAGCUCAUGUUCAAAGCGGAGGUUGAGGUGCAGAAUCCUAACCUUUUGGGCGGUGACUGCGAAGAAGGGCAAGUUCAAUUCACCUAUCAAGGCGGUCAAAUGGGUGUGGGGAAGCUGGAUCCGGCUAGCGUGCCGGCACAGUCUUCAGUGGAUCUCAAUGCAGAGUUGACUUUAGACAUCUCCUCUGAGUUUGUGAAGAGCUUUCAAUCGGAGCUUGAAGCCGAUCGUUCCUUCCUGACCUUCAAAGCAUAUGCGCAGUCAAAUGUGGCCAGCAGUCUUGGUAUCCAGGUCCAUUUGCGGGUGGCUUGUGACAUCGAUGUGUCCCUUUCCUUCCUGAUGAUGAGGGAGACCCAACACAGGGCAGUCACCGGGAGGGGAUGUCGAUACACCUUCUUUUAGCCUUUGGCCGCCACGUUUUCGGAGCUGACACUGCCCCCCAGGCAGGGUUCGGACUGACUGCUGCAAAACAAAUUAACAGGCCACGGUCAGACAGAUCUCCCAUGAUUCGAUUUGAGCCUGGCUAGUAGCUUUGCAGCCUGAAAGCGUGGUUCUGAAGGGCCGCUGUGCACUGCCAGCUAAGCUGUCCUGGUGCCAGCGAUGCACGUCUCAAUGUGUCUCCAUCAGUGAGUGUUAUCACCACCAACAUGCGGGGUGUUAACGCCCAUUUUCUCCAGGCUACGAAUGCCUGGUAGAUAUAUAUAUAUAUAUCAAGAAGAUAGGAACAAUCGCGA
Messenger RNA from Durusdinium trenchii, 1734 nucleotides. The record is from the annotation of a GenBank genome assembly. NCBI's taxonomy places the organism in Eukaryota, Dinophyceae, Suessiales, Symbiodiniaceae.